Messenger RNA from Panicum virgatum (switchgrass), 777 nucleotides. RefSeq lists its product as uncharacterized. The record is from RefSeq and is a predicted model, not a curated record. Bases 1 to 777 code for a protein of 258 amino acids. NCBI's taxonomy places the organism in Eukaryota, Viridiplantae, Streptophyta, Magnoliopsida, Poales, Poaceae. The transcript is spliced from 2 exons.
AUGUCUGCAGCAAAGGGAAAGAGGGUUUACCUCACCUGGACAGAUGAGAUGGACUGUGCAUUGUUGGCUGUCCUUGUGGAGCAUCACAACAAUGGUGAUCAUGCCCAAAAUGGAUGGAAGCCGCAUGUCUACAAUGCUGCUAUAAAGAAUGUGCGUGACAAGUGUAAUGUGGAGAUCACAAAGGAUAACAUAACAUCAAGGUGCAAAACUUUUGAUAAGCACUAUGAGAUCAUUAGCAAGAUCCUUUCUCAGAGUGGAUUUGGUUGGGAUUGGGACAAUAAUAAGCUGUCAAUUGAUAGUGAUGAUGUUUGGAAUAGAUAUGUGGAGGGCAACAAGGCUGCAGCUUGUUACAAGACUAAAGUAGUGAAGAAUUGUGAUGCAAUCAGCACCAUUUACUCAACUAAUCAUGGCAAUGGUGAAGGUGCCAGGACAGGUGCUGAAGAUGCUCAAGCUUCACCUGAACAAGAUGGUGAUGCAUCCCCAAAUUUGCCACCAAAGAGGCAGCGAACUGGUGAUGCAAUUCUUUGCAUGCUUGGAGAUAUGAAGACCUCAUUCAAUGAUGCUUUGAAGUCCACUGAGCCAUUACCAAUGCCCCAAGUUACUCCUGCUGAAAUCCUUGUUGCACUUCAAAUGAUAUCAGAUUUAGAUAGAUGUGACAUGCUGAAAUCUUAUGGAAAGUUGAUCCUUAAUGAGCGCUUGUUCCAAGCGCUUAUGGAGCUCCCCAUGGACAUGAGGAAUGCAUGGCUCUUGAUGUUGAAUGAGAAGAUUUCCAAUUGA